AAAAGAAAACCAUUGAUUUAGAUUGAAUGAAGGGAUGUAGCAGGACUUGUGUGGUUUUACUAGUGAUACAUCUAGGAUAUCAAACUGAUAACAAGGCUCUAUGUGGUGGCUUGAGAAAACUUAAAGCUUGAAGAAUAUUUAUAAAAUGAGUGAAGAUGAUCCAAAGUCAUCAAAGGAUGGGAAACCUAACAGGACAUUCAAUCCAAAAUGUUUGUUUCUAAUGAUCACCAUAACAACAAUUGUAGUGAUCAUGACAAUGGCUUUUAUAAUAUUCAUGGCACACAUACUCAUGGUAGCAGCGUUGAUCCCCAAAAGAACAUAUAGCUCUUACUUCAUGCCAUACAAAAUGAAUUUUGAUGCUUUACUAGCAAAUAGGAGAGUGAACAUGAAAAAAUAUGAAUAUGAGCAUAGUACGAAAGGUAUCGAUCGGAGAUUUGGACUUACUGUAGAUGAGUACUAUGAUGUGUAUGAUGGCAAAUGGCCAGUGAUAAUAACAGAUUUGGUUCCCAAUUGGCCUGCCAUGAAUUGGAAUAAAGGCUUCUUUAUAAAAUAUUAUGGUAAAACUCUUGUGACUACAAGGACAACAUUAACAGGAAAACUAAAAGAUGCCAGUGGUACAGCAAUAGAGUUAGAGAACUAUCUUGCCCACUCUCACGAAGGCACAGAUGAAAGUUGGAGUUAUUUUGAAGAUGAGCUGUUCUUGUAUAUGCGUCCAGACCUUCUAAAAGACAUUAUAUCACCUGUUUAUCUGAAGGAUGAUCUCUUCAUGUUAUUCCCAGAGGUUCUACGUCCAUAUAAUGCUAUGUUACUAUGGGGUAGUCCAUAUUCCCGAUCCACCCUUCACAUGGAUCCUUACAACUGGACUGGUACCAAUGCAGUAUUAAAGGGACAGAAAAAUUGGAAGGAUUUUGUACUCCUGGGUAUCGCAACUUUAGGAACAAAGGCCAGAUUAACCAGGACACAGCUAGUCCCUGGAGUAGGAGCAAUCAUAACAUACCUUGGAGCAGGAGCUGGAGGAGCACUUGCACUGGAGGUGAAUGAAAUCAAGUUGGAAGUUGGUUGA
Owenia fusiformis is the source of this 1063-nucleotide messenger RNA. NCBI's taxonomy places the organism in Eukaryota, Metazoa, Annelida, Polychaeta, Sabellida, Oweniidae. The record is from the annotation of a GenBank genome assembly.